Molecule: messenger RNA, 1128 nt
Organism: Bufo gargarizans (Asiatic toad)
Lineage: Eukaryota; Metazoa; Chordata; Amphibia; Anura; Bufonidae
Gene: MRPS22
Product: mitochondrial ribosomal protein S22
Exons: 8
Coding region: 48-1016 (322 amino acids)
Cellular component (GO): mitochondrial small ribosomal subunit
Molecular function (GO): structural constituent of ribosome
Source: RefSeq, a predicted model, not a curated record
UACAGUUCCCGAAGCUCUCUGCGGCAGGCGGAUGUGUCAGUGUGGACAUGGCUGCCCGUAUAGCAUGGCUUGUGCGGAGGAUUCGCCCGCAGAGGGUCAGCGGUCACCGCAGCUUGUGUGCCGGAGCUCCCAGCUCUUCCGCCAGGCCUGCCAGCUUCACAGACCCCGAUGUGCAGAGCAUCCUGAAGAAGAUGACCGGCCUUAACCUGGAGAAAGUAUUCCAGCCCAUCAAACAGGAAUCCAAGCCCCCCACAUACAAGCUAAUGACGCAGCAGCAGUAUGAAGAGGCCCUCCAGAAAGCAGUCAUUGCUGCUCAGCAGUACCUGGAGAUGCCGCCUAUGCCUGACGAGCGGGAGCCAAUAGAUGAAACCCUGGCUGUGGACGAGAUCCUUGAUGGCACAGAUACCGCUAAAAUGGUGUUCACAGACAUCACCUAUAGCACCCCACACCGGGAAAGGUUUAUUGUUGUAAGAGAGCCAAAUGGUGUCCUGAGGAAAGCCACAUGGGAGGAGAGAGACCGAAUGAUCCAGGUAUAUUUUCCUCGUCAAGGUCGCAAAAUGGUUCCACCACCAGUCUUUAGAGAGGAGAACAUGAAGCUUUUGUUUCAGCAAGACCGACACGAGGAGCUUCUAAACCGCUGCCUUGUCCAGUUUGAACCUGAUGGCGCGGACUACAUCAGGGUCAGAAACCAAACUUUUGAGGACAUUGACAGACAGGAAAAGUAUGACUUAUUGCGAUCUACGCGACACUUCGGUGGUAUGGUGUGGCACCUGUGUUCUCAGAAGAAGAUUGAUGGGCUGCUUGUAGAUAUGCUUCAGAGAGACUUAUUACAUGAUGCAGUUAGUUUGGUGCGACUAUAUCACGUGGUACAUCCAGACACGGCGUGUGCCAAGGAGUCCCAGGGAGCUGACGGCAGAGAACUUAUCAAGCUGUAUGUAAAAAUGGAGUCUCAGAAACCAGGAUAUCUAGAACUAGCUCUCCAAGUCUACCCAGAGUCCGCGGCUGCAUCUUCCUGAGGACACCAGACAGUGGGGGUGCUUCUGAGCACCCCGGACCCUAGAAGUGUAUAUUAUAUUACUUGUGUCGUUCUUUUCUACAUAAAUAGUCAUUCAAUCACAAUGAUGAAAA